CAAGUGCACUGAUGCCGCCUUGGAGUAGAGGUCUUUCCAAAGUAGGAUCGUCACACAGAGCAGUCUCCGGAGAAGAACUUGUCAUCAGAAGGUCUUGUCUCCUGCGGAGAAGUUUUCUCUGCGAUCAUGUCAGCGAUGAAAAUGGAGACGUUUUGUAACAAAUUCCAAGCGAAUAUCUUCAGUAAAAGCAAAUGUCAAAACUGCUUCAAAUCUCGUGAACUGCACCUGAGGACCAAUGAAGAUUUAAAUCAGGCAAAGCCUGUCUAUGGAGGCUGGUUAUGUCUUGCUCCAGAGGGUACUGACUUUGGCAACCCAGCGCAGCGAUCCAGGAAAUGGCAACGCAGAUUCUUCAUUCUCUAUGAACACGGCAGUCUGCAUUUCGCUCUGGAUGAGUCGCCAAGCACUCUUCCACAAGGGACCGUGAACAUGAACCUGUGCAUGGAUGUGGUUGAUGCGGAGACUAAGACAGGGCAGAGGAAUGCACUAUGCAUCGUCACCCCUGACCAGGAGUUCUACAUCCGUGGAGAAAACAAGGACAUCAUAAAUGGAUGGUGUGAGCAGCUAGUGGUCUACCCACUCACCAACAAGCAGAACCGCAAGAAGACCAAAAGUAAAGAGAAACCUCCCGUAGCCACACAGGUGUCUAAAAGCGUGGAGCAGCCGGGCGUCACCUGUAGGAUCUUGGCAGACUCAUCAGAGCAGAGCUCCAGCCAAGAGGAGGACAGGAGCCCCAGAGGAGAGCCUGGCUCAGGAGACAAAGUGAUCGCAGUUCACUCGACCAGCCAGAGAAGUGUUCACCCAGCAGUGGAUAGUGCUCUUCAUGCUGAGGGUGUCGUCCACUUCCAGAAGGCUCCUAUUCAGGCCUCGCUCCCCAGCUCGGGCUCUGGCUGCCUGGGAAAGGACUCUCUGCCUUUCCCCCUCCCUGGCUCCCAGGUCAGAGAUUGUCUCAGCCUCCUGGACUCUGAGGUGAAUGCAAACAGCCACGCAGAGAGUCAAACGGUGACUUCACCGCAGUCGGCUCCUGCCAGCCCUGUUUGUGCAAGCAGCCCUGGGGCCAGGAGUGGAGAGAGGGGGCAGGAAGAGCUGGCCUCCAUCCCAGAGAAAAGUGAAACUCUAGUUCUGGGAGCAGCAUGGCGGGCUGGAGAGGAUGUGCAAGAAGAGAGUCAGAUCAUCAACAGCAGCAGUAGCAGGCAGGCAAGACUGAAAGGUUCUGAUGCGCCCCCUUCACCUGAGAGAAGGGGGAUGUCACCUGACCACAGGACAUCGGAGUCUGUCAUGACGCCAGAUCUCCUGAACUUUAAGAAAGGCUGGCUCAUGAAUUUGGAAGAGCCGAAUCAGUGGAAAAAGAACUGGUUUGUACUGUCCACUCACAAACUGCGCUACUACAAGGACUCCGUAGCUGAGGAGGUGUCGGAACUCGUGGGAGAGAUAGACCUCACCACCUGCCAUCAAGUCACUGAGCACCAAAUCCAGAGGAACUACGGCUUUCAGAUUCAUACACAGACACUGGUGCACACGUUGGCAGCCAUGACCGCAGGCAUACGCCGGAACUGGAUCCAAGCCCUGGCCAAAAACGUGCGCCCCUCCAACGCACGGGACGUCACGAAUCUCUCCGAUGACCUUUGCCCCUUCGGUUCCUCGGCGGGAGCUCUGUUCGAGCCAGACCUGACCCGGGACUCGCUUUCCCCAGAGGUGUCAGUGAAGAUGCGCCACGCGGUGAAGAGUCGUAGCGGCCAAAGGAGACGUGAGGGAGGCCACGCCAAGCCCUGCGGUGGAGCCGCGCACCGGCUCCCCAAGCGUGCAUCAUUCCCCAAAGGCAACGAGCAGGAGCAAAGGGAGGUGCCGGUGGAGGUGUGGGCAGUGGAGAGGCGGCGGAGGAGGCGCGAGGAGCGCAGGAAACGCUACGAGAGCGUCAUGGGCUCCGUUUUUGAGCCGGGAUGCCAGGAGGACGUCCAGGGCGGCACGGGCAUGCCAUGUACCCACCAGAGCUCCCUGGAGCAGCAGCAGAGGGCGCAGGAGAUCGAGGAGCGCUGGCAGCAGGUGGAGGAGGCGGCCAUAAGGGAGGAGAGGAGGGUGCCGCUCUACCCAGACCCCCAGGUCAAGGACAUGAGCCAGCUGGAGAGACUGUUGCACAACUACCAGAGAAGAGUGGAGGAGCUGACUGCUCAGCUGGCUGGGUCUUCUUGUCACAGAGAGGAGCUAAACACAAUGCUGGACCAACAGAUGAGCUCUACUUGGGUCCAGCUAGAGAGCAGUGACGUCCAGGAGAGUGAAGAUAUUCCAGUGAAGAUGGACCCAAGUCCUUACAGUAGUCAUGUGUCAAGUCUAACAGAUAAGUACAACGAGACUAAAGAGCUACUUCGGCUGGAGGAAGUACGAAGGCAGCUCAUGCAGGAACAGCUUGGCUUCGUCAAUCCGUCCAUCACAGAGCAGAGCUCACUGGCUUCACUGUGUGAUGGUGGAGCAGAUAAUGGACAAGAAAGCAUCACUAGUGAAGCUGGCUGUUCUGAGCUGCUGGAGCACGUGAGCUUCGCAAGCUUUGAGGAGCUUCGCUCUUUGGCUGUGGGACAGGUGAGAGAGAGCACAAGUCAACGUGAGGCAGAAGACCAAGUUUGCUUAGAAGCAGAGAAGAGGAUCAUCCAGGAAGUGGUGACCCUGACUCACCAAAAUGAAGCCCUUAACCAGCGCAACCAAGAAAUGGUCCACCAGCUGACAGAGGCCGACCGAGAGAUAGAAAGACUCCGAGCGGAACUCAGUCGGAGUCACGAUGGCCAACCACAUCUGCCCACACUGGAGGAGCUGAACAGCGCCAGAGUGGAGUAUCUUGAAGACGAGCUCAGAGGGAAAUGUCUAGAGCUGCAUGAGGUCCAAGCCCAGCUGGCUGCACAGAAACAGGAACUGAGAGACACUUUAAGAGAAGUCACACUGAUGGGCUUAGGCUUUCAGGAGUGUACAAAAACAGAUGAUCCUUCACCUAAACCUUUACAGGAGGCUUCAGAGGACCCGCGGGAAGACCAGCUUGAUGGCGCAGAACUACGUGCCAUAGAUGCCCAGGACCAACGAACCCUUAAAUCGGUGAUGCCAUACUGCCAGAGAGAUGAAGUCAUACCAUCACAGGUGCUCCUAGAUGUACAAAGAACUCAGAAGAAUAAAACUGAGUCAGAGGAGCAGGCUAGUACUGGACCCAUUUCAGAGGAAAACAGUAUUCAGUGUCUGGUGGAAGAAAUCCAAACGAGGUCUGAAGCACUUGGCAAACUGCUGAAGGUGACAGGAGAGACUGAUGUGCCCGAGCUGCUGCCCUCUGCAUCAGAAAGACAGGAUGUUGACAUAAAUCAGAGCAUUACCAGGAAGCUUCGGUUAGAGGAGGAGAUCUGGGCAACACUAUUUAACCUCCUCAAAGCCAACCCGACGCAUUGUAGUGAGGCCGACGUCUCCGACAGCCUGACAGCUAAGCUGGCCGGUGCCAAAUUGGAGGAGAUUAAACUGUACCUCUCCGCACACAAGCAUUUCUCUCUCUCGCCGAUCAAUUCACAGAUCGUUAGCACAGCUCCUGAAGCCUGCCGGACUCGGACAAAUGAUGGCUCAGUUCUCCUGCAGUCAGACAUCACAGGGGCUGAAACCGCUGAGAUAUCCGCGGAGGUGUCAAAGCAGAGAACGGAGAGGAUAUUGAGUUUGUACAGACGGCUUUGUAAUGACAGCCUUUGGAGGGAUUUGAGGGAGAGCGUGCAGGCGAAAGCUUCCCUGUUAAACUGCAUUGCGUCCAGCCUUGAUUCUUCUGCGAACGCGGAUCUGCGAUUCACAGUGCAAGGUCUGUGCCAUCUGUGGCGCAGGGAAAGUGACCCUGAGAUUCAGGCUACAGGUUCUGAGUUUCUCUCGGCUUACAUCAUCGGGCGGCUUGAGGCCGUGCAGGAGAAGUGUGUGCAGACUGAGGUGGGCUCAUGGGGGAAUGAGGAGAGCUGUGAGAACUGUCUGGUACUGAGGCGCGAAAAUGAAGCGCUCCAUGCCAGACUGUCAGGCACGGAAAAUCAGAGGUCAGAAGGUCACGUGCAUGAUGAGAAAAUCCCCGUAGACUCCGGUUGCUCAGAUGAAGCUCAGAUGAAAGCUGUGGGCCAGGAGAUGAUGGAAAAUCUUCUUUAUGAUGUCAGUUCAAAACAGAUGAAAACAGAAGGGCCCAGAGACUUUGUAGUGGAUGCUGUGCUGAUUAAGGCAGAGGAACUGACUGGGGCUCCUGACUCCGAAUAUCAGUCUGAUAUUAGGCCUGUGGCUCCCAUGGUUCCUGUGAGUAGAGCACCAGAGCCCGAAUCUGUGUUGCCCUUGAGAGGAGACCUGACUCAAUCAAGCAGAGAUGAGUGUGAAGGAAGCACGUCUUCUCCUCAGGAACAGCACUGGAGAGACUUGGAAAGCCUGAAGGCCAUGUGUGAGCAGGGCUUUGGGGUCAUGGAGGAGGCCCACCAGAGGGCCCUGGCUGAGCUGCAGCUCCAGCACCAGCGAGAACAGGCCCAGCUCCAGAAGGACAAGGAGCAGCUGCUGGCCGAGGAAACAGCUGCCACCCUGGCAGCAAUUGAGGCCAUGAAAAGAUUCCAUCAGAAAGAACUGGAAAAGGUUCUUCAGGGUACGCGUCUAGAAAACAGCAUCACAGGAAAUGCAGACCUGGAAGAGAUACUAAAGAGACACAGCGAGGAGCUGUCCUCUACCCAGCGUGAGCUGGACGCGGUGUCCCAGCAGUACUCUCUGAAGUGUCUGGAGAGUGCCCACCUGGCACAGGGUCUGGAGGCAGAGCGCCGGGCCCUGCAGCAGUGCCAACGCCAGUACCAAGAGAUUAGUGCCCGCCACCAGGAGUUGAGUGGUGGUCUUGCCAUAGAGAAAAUCUUACCAUCUUCACUCUCCAAAGAGGCUCUCUGUCCCAUCCUACAAGAGAAAAUCUUGUAUGAAUUCCAGAUUGGCCUGCGCGUGAAGCGAGCCGAGGUGGACUGCCUGACGCAGGAGAUCUGCUCCCUGAAAGAGGAGCUCCAGGCGGCCCAGAGAGACAAGAGGUAUGCUUCUGAGAAGUGCACAGACAUGCACACAGAGCUCAGUGCGACCAGAGCCAAGGCCCAACGCGACAUUGAGGAGCUAAGGGAGCAUCUGCAACUGAUGUACAAGGCUAUGGGAGCCUGUUCAGUGGAGGAGCACUUGGAUAUGGGUGGUAAUGACUGAAGAUUUUUUGCCCCAGGUACAGAGAGGGAGAGAUGGAGAGAUAUCUCACUGAUUCGGACUCCCCCCCCCCCCCCCCC
Clupea harengus (Atlantic herring) is the source of this 5273-nucleotide messenger RNA. RefSeq lists its product as uncharacterized. Lineage: Eukaryota; Metazoa; Chordata; Actinopteri; Clupeiformes; Clupeidae. The record is from RefSeq and is a predicted model, not a curated record. Gene Ontology annotation, molecular function: actin filament binding. Gene Ontology annotation, cellular component: actin cytoskeleton.